Messenger RNA from Schistocerca nitens (vagrant locust), 698 nucleotides. Its product is annotated as speckle-type POZ protein-like. The annotation marks the transcript as partial. The record is from RefSeq and is a predicted model, not a curated record. NCBI's taxonomy places the organism in Eukaryota, Metazoa, Arthropoda, Insecta, Orthoptera, Acrididae. Gene Ontology annotation, biological process: proteasome-mediated ubiquitin-dependent protein catabolic process; regulation of proteolysis. Gene Ontology annotation, cellular component: cytoplasm; nucleus. Gene Ontology annotation, molecular function: ubiquitin protein ligase binding. The transcript has 2 exons.
GUGACGUCGGAGCUGCGGCCCCUCCCGCCCGGACAACGAUCAGUCGCUCGCUGACCGCGCCGCUGGAGAGUCGCAGAAGGUCCGCGCUUCCCCGUCCACAGCAGAGCAGGCGUGUACGCAGCAGAACUGGCGACCAUGGCAGGCAGCAAGAAAGCCCAGGAGGCGGCAGCCGAGGACCUGGGGGCGCUGCUGGACGCGGAGGACGGCGCGCUGGUGACGCUGGUGGCGGGGCGGACGCGGCUGGUGGUGCACCGGGCCGUCCUCGCAGCCAGGAGCCCCGUCUUCGAAGCCAUGUUCCGCCACGACACGCUGGAGGCCAGCAGCGGCGUGGUGAGCAUCGCGGACGUGGAGGGCGCGGCGCUGAGGCAGCUGGUGGCCUACGUGUACACGCUGCGGGCCCCCAGCGCGCCCGGCACGGCUGCGCAGCUGCUAGCGGCCGCCGACAAGUACGGCCUGCUGGAGCUGAAGGCCCACUGCGAGCGGCAGCUGGCCGCCGAGCUGGCCGUGGAGAGCGCGGCGGCCACGGCGGUGCUCGCCGUCAGGCACUGCUGCCCCAGGCUCACCGAAGUGGCCGUCGCCUUUGUCGAGGCCAACUCCCAGGUCUUGGCCACGCAGGGGUGGGCUGACGCGGUGCGCAGCCACCCUAAAGAUGUUGUCGAAGUGAGUCGGCUGAUUGCUGUGACUUCAGCGAGAUCCAG